AUGCGAAAGAUAGUCAGUUUAUCCAUUUCGGUGCUGCUGGUUCUAUGGGGGUGCGCGCUAGGAGGCUCGCCCAGCGUUCAAAUCGGCGGGCUAUUUCCAAGAGGUGCCGACCAGGAGUACAGCGCGUUUCGGAUAGGAAUGGUUCAAUUUGGCACGCAGGAAUUUCGCCUCACGCCUCACAUUGACAAUCUGGAAGUGGCCAAUAGUUUUGCCGUCACCAAUUGCUUCUGUUCACAAUUCUCAAGAGGAGUGUAUGCCAUUUUUGGAUUCUAUGAUAAGAAGUCGGUGAACACCAUUACGUCCUUCUGCGGGACUUUGCAUGUGUCCUUCAUCACUCCCAGUUUCCCUCUGGACGGGACCCAGCAGUUUAUCAUCCAGAUGAGGCCGGACAUCAAGGGCCCCCUGCUCAGCCUCAUCGAGUACUACAAGUGGGACAAGUUCGCCUACCUGUACGACAGUGAUAGAGGCCUGACCACGCUGCAGGUGGUUCUGGACACAGCUGCGGAGAGGAAGUGGCAGGUGACGGCCAUAAACGUGGGGAACCUGAAGGACGAGCGCAAGGACGAAGCCUACCGCUCACUCUUCCAGGACCUGGAGAACAAGAAGGAGCGCAGGGUCAUACUGGACUGCGAGCAGGACAAAGUCAAGGACAUCAUGGACCAGGUUAUCACCAUCGGAAGGCAUGUCAAAGGAUACCAUUAUAUCAUCGCUAACCUGGGCUUUGUGGACGGGGACCUGUCCAAAAUCCAAUAUGGCGGCGCUAACGUGUCCGGAUUCCAGAUAGUGGACUUUGACGAUCCUCUGGUGUCCAAGUUUGACCAGAGAUGGGAGGCCCUGGAGGAGAAGGAGUAUCCAGGAGCAGACAGUCGGAUACGGUACACCUCGGCUUUGACUUACGACGCGGUGCAGGUGAUGACUGAAGCUUUCCGGUACCUCCACAAACAGCGGAUUGACUUCACCAGACGGGCAAACACUGGGGACUGCCUGGCUAACCCGGCUGUACCAUGGGCCCAGGGCGUGGAGAUAGAGAGGGCACUCAAACAGGUGCGAGUGGAGGGCCUGACCGGAAACAUCCAGUUUGACCAGCACGGGAAAAGGGUCAACUACUCUGUGAACAUCAUGGAGCUCAAGACCAACGGGCCAGUCAAGAUCGGUUACUGGAAUGAAAUGGAUAAGAUGGCUGUCACUAAGUCUGACGUCUUUGCAAAUGAUUCGUUAGGGAUGGAGAACAAGACAGUAAUUGUGACUACUAUCCUGGAAGCUCCAUACGUGAUGCUCAAGAAGAACGCUGACCUUUUCGUGGACAAUGAGCGCUACGAGGGCUACUGCGUGGAUCUGGCCGCCGAGAUAGCCAAACACUGCGGCUUCAAAUACCAGCUCAAGAUAGUGGGGGACGGCAAGUACGGGGCCAGGGACGCAGAGACCAAGAUCUGGAACGGCAUGGUGGGAGAGCUGGUGUACGGGAAAGCAGACAUCGCUGUAGCUCCUCUGACCAUCACCCUGGUGCGAGAGGAGGUCAUCGACUUCUCCAAACCCUUCAUGUCCCUGGGGAUCUCCAUCAUGAUCAAGAAGCCUCAAAAGUCCAAACCGGGCGUCUUCUCCUUCCUGGAUCCUCUGGCCUACGAGAUCUGGAUGUGCAUCGUGUUCGCCUACAUCGGGGUCAGCGUGGUGCUCUUCCUGGUCAGCCGCUUUAGUCCGUACGAGUGGCACACGGAGGAGUACGAAGAUGGACAGAUUCAGACCAAUGAGUCGACGAAUGAGUUUGGGAUAUUCAACAGCCUGUGGUUCUCUCUGGGAGCGUUCAUGAGGCAGGGCUGUGACAUCUCACCCAGGUCUCUGUCUGGGCGCAUAGUCGGAGGCGUGUGGUGGUUCUUCACCCUCAUCAUCAUCUCGUCCUACACGGCUAACCUGGCUGCCUUCCUCACUGUGGAGAGGAUGGUGUCGCCCAUAGAGAGUGCAGAGGACCUGGCCAAGCAGACAGAGAUCUCCUAUGGAACACUGGACUCUGGAUCCACCAAAGAGUUCUUCAGACGCUCCAAAAUCGCCCUGUUUGACAAAAUGUGGACGUACAUGAAAAGUGCCGAGCCCUCUGUGUUUGUGAAAACCACAGCGGAGGGCGUGCAGAGGGUGCGCAAGUCCAAGGGCAAGUACGCCUACCUGCUGGAGUCCACCAUGAACGAGUACAUCGAGCAGAGGAAGCCCUGUGACACCAUGAAAGUCGGGGGCAACCUGGACUCCAAAGGCUACGGGAUCGCCACGCCCAAAGGAUCCUCAUUAAGAAAUGCGGUUAACCUCGCAGUACUAAAACUGAAUGAGCAAGGCCUGUUGGACAAAUUGAAAAACAAAUGGUGGUACGACAAAGGAGAGUGCGGCAGCGGGGGAGGUGAUUCCAAGGAGAAGACAAGUGCCCUCAGCCUGAGCAACGUGGCUGGGGUCUUCUACAUCCUGGUCGGCGGACUGGGUUUGGCCAUGCUGGUGGCUUUGAUUGAGUUCUGUUACAAGUCCCGAGCCGAGGCCAAACGAAUGAAGGUGGCAAAGAAUGCACAGAAUAUUAACCCAACUUCCUCGCAGAAUUCUCAGAAUUUUGCAACUUAUAAGGAAGGUUACAACAUGACCUUUGGGGAUGCCAUGCGCAACAAGGCCCGCCUCUCAGUGACGGGAAGCACGGGCGAGAACGGCCGCGUCAUGACUCCAGAAUUUCCCAAAGCUGUGCACUCAGUCCCGUACGUGAGGCCCGACAUGGGACUGAACGUCAGCCUAACUGAUCUCUCCUGA
Messenger RNA from Boleophthalmus pectinirostris (great blue-spotted mudskipper), 2775 nucleotides. It is a transcript of the gene gria2b, whose product is annotated as glutamate receptor, ionotropic, AMPA 2b. Gene Ontology annotation, biological process: monoatomic ion transport; synaptic transmission, glutamatergic; modulation of chemical synaptic transmission. NCBI's taxonomy places the organism in Eukaryota, Metazoa, Chordata, Actinopteri, Gobiiformes, Gobiidae. Gene Ontology annotation, cellular component: dendritic spine; postsynaptic membrane; plasma membrane. The record is from RefSeq and is a predicted model, not a curated record. Gene Ontology annotation, molecular function: AMPA glutamate receptor activity; transmitter-gated monoatomic ion channel activity involved in regulation of postsynaptic membrane potential.